Geosmithia morbida is the source of this 384-nucleotide messenger RNA. Its product is annotated as multifunctional methyltransferase subunit TRM112. Gene Ontology annotation, molecular function: protein heterodimerization activity. The transcript has 2 exons. The coding region runs from base 1 to 384 and encodes 127 amino acids. Gene Ontology annotation, biological process: rRNA (guanine-N7)-methylation; tRNA methylation; peptidyl-glutamine methylation. The record is from RefSeq and is a predicted model, not a curated record. NCBI's taxonomy places the organism in Eukaryota, Fungi, Ascomycota, Sordariomycetes, Hypocreales, Bionectriaceae.
AUGAAGGUCCUCACCCUCAACUUUGUCACCUGCGCCAUCAAGGCCUGCAAGGGCACCGUCGGCGCACACCCGCUCCACCCUAAAGAUGCUGAGCUCGUGCAGGAUGAGAUUGAGAUCAACCCGGACAUGAUUGUCAAUGUGUUGCCUCGUCUGGACUGGGCAGCUCUACGUACUACAUCAUCAGAGCUCGGUUUCCCCUCUCUUCCUGAGCAGCCCCCCACGGCGGAGGACCUUCGGGGCGAUGAAAAGGCUCUCAAGGACCUGCACCAUCUCCUCCUUGAGACGUCCGUGUCCGAGGGCAAACUGGUCUGUGGAAACUGCGGACACGAGUACGCCGUCAAGGAGGGCAUUGCCAACUUUCUGCUUCCUAGCCAUUUGGUCUAG